This is a messenger RNA of Zootermopsis nevadensis, 3435 nucleotides long. NCBI's taxonomy places the organism in Eukaryota, Metazoa, Arthropoda, Insecta, Blattodea, Termopsidae. The record is from RefSeq and is a predicted model, not a curated record.
UGUUAAUGGCUGUUGCAGAAGUAUUCGUUUUGUUACUUAACCUAUAAAUGGUUGUAUACAAAUAUUUUCAUACUCCAAAGGGAUAAAUAGUAGUAAAUGCUGAAAAUGGUGAAUCAGACUGUGCUAGCCACGGGUUGUGUAAUGUAGUGAUGAUCGAGCGUUUAUGCCAGUUUCACUGUUAACUGAUAGUGUAGGUGGUACACCAUUAGGAAGGAUCAUUCUCUCAGCACAAGUUAUGGAGUAUAAUAAGAGAAUGCGCGACAACAGCGUAUUUAAUUGUAGGCACAAUGUUCGGUCCACAACGUGUGGAGCAUCUAGUUCGCCAUCUGAUUCAAUUCUGAACAUGCAGACCAAGAGUUUUAAGCCAGAAAAUACUGUUAAUGAAAAUUACUGUGCUCAGAGUUUGUGUAUUGACGUUGAAACAACACAACAUUCACAGAGUACUCAUAAGAAUAACAAUGAAGAGCAUUGCAGGAAUGUUAUAGGGCAAGAAACAUUGUAUUUACCGAGUACUUCUAAAGCUGCUGCAUUAGAGUCAGCUCCUCGGGAAAGAAAACGAUGGGUUAGACCACCUCUUGUAGGCCAAGCUUCUACUAGUGACAAUUCAACAGUGAUACAAGAUAUAUCAUUGGAAGCAGUCAGUAAUAUGGGAACAGAGUAUGAUUCACAUCAUUCAGUACAAGAUGAAUUACUACAACCUAAUUGUACUGACAAAAAAAAUGAUUAUUCUGUAGCCAUGUCACCCAGUAUGAAUGAAAUUGGGUCACAUAAGGCACUGUGCAUCUUACCAGAAGUUAAUGAUUUAAAACCAUAUUCUAGUUCACUAGGAAAAGAAAGUAAAAUGGAGGCUUGUAGAGAUGUGAAAGUUUUGAACGAAGUAUGGGGGGAUGUUGAAUGUGAUAAGGUUUCAGAUAAUCGAGAAAAUGGUAUUUCCUGUAGUUGCUCUGUCAUGGUGUCAAGUCCACUUGAUAUCCAGGACCAGACUUACAGUCCAUCAGAUCAAAAUCAAGAUUGUUCUGUCAUAGUAACUGAAACAGUCGGAAGUGGGAGAGCCCUAUCACCUGCCUCUGUCUCCAGUGUGACAUCCAGUCGACGUUUGGAAUGGGAUAGUGGUGCUGAUGUUGGGUAUCAGAAUUUUCAACCUCAUGAAUUUCCCUCAGGUGAGGGUCUUAGUUCCAUAGAAAGAAUUGCUUUAGCAAGAGGAUGUUCAGCUGCACAGAGACUCGAGCCUGAGGGCACAGCUGGUUCAAUGCAACUGAAACCUGUCACUAAAAUAUCAAAGUUUAAUUCCAAUGUGCAAAUGGCUAUGUCAACACCUUUAGCUUUUGGACAGACAGUUGCAAGUUCUGUGGCAGGAGCCGAUAAUGAGAUUGAAAUAACACCAAUUCAGAAAUUGCAAGGAGAAAAGUGUAUCUUUCAUGAAGAGGAAUUUAGUUAUCAUCAUUCAGCUAACAGGCACACCACUCCCUUUCUCCAUCACCAGGUUCAGAGUGCAGAAUGUAAAGAAGGAGAAGGUUGUAAUAUUAUGUCCAAAAAAGUCAGUACUUCUUUGACUGAUCUAAAUGAAUGUGGGCUUCAUGAAGCACAUAAAGACUUGCUUUCACGAAGUCGGAGCUGUCUGAGUUUAUUAUCAAAGGAAGAUUUCAGAACUAAAUCUUUUCAGUAUUCUAAUAGUGGUUCAUUUCCUCUGCAGCAUCAGUAUAAGAGGAACAGUUGCUUAGCGACAUGCUCUGCGUCAUCAUCAUCUAUAGCAACUGUGGUCCCAAAUCUUGACUCCCCUAGGAUUUCUGGUAAAGUUGUUCAGACUUCAGCAUUUCAUGUCCCUUUUAGAAAUUCUGUUGGCAUUCAGGUAUCAGAAACUGCAAAAGACUGUAAAUCUCUGGUUUCCUCACCCAGUUUUCCUCAUAAAGUUGAUGGUCAUGACAUAAGACAUGUAACCUCAAAUCUUGAACAAGAUAUGGAGUUAGAAGGUUCUGAUUCAGAUAUAGUUGAAAAAACUGAUAGUAAUAUAGCAGAAGACAUAAGAAAUGCCAAACAUGCUCAUAAUUCACAACUUUCAUCUGUUGAAAAAAAUAAUUACUCCCAUGUGUCACAGAUACAGCCCCAGAACAAUUCCUUCCAAAACAUAAACUGUCAUAAAUUACAGUGUAACAGAACAAAUGCAAAUCAAAGUUCUGCAGUGUGUAAAGGUGCACACAAGAGAGGAGGCAAUGAACAUCAGUGGUGUUUAUCUGCAGCAAGGACACAACAGACUGUCUCAGAAAGACAUGCCAGGAUGUCCGAAGAUACUAACGUUCAGAGACCUCAUGGCAGGUUAAACUCUAACAGCAUUAAACCAGUGGUGCAGAGUUACGUGAACCAAAGUGAAGAAGAAGCUACAGGAACAUUAGAUAGCUUAACCAGUAGCACACGGACAGUAGGAUCAUGGUUUAUAGGAGACACUCCCCAAUCAAAUGGGAAUCUAAAUGAAAAUGAGAGUGGUAGAAGAGGUUCAUCUGGUGUAGUUGGUAGUGCAAAUAGUUUUGAGUAUCUUCCUGGCCAUGUUUAUGAAAAUAAUACCCUUGCAGUUGAUAUAAACUUGUACAGAAAAGCCAUUACAGAAGAUUCAUCCUCAGAAAGUGUGUCAUCUCAUCCUUUGGCAGGUUUUAUAGACAGUAAAUUCAAAAUAAAUGAUGACAGAUUUUGGGGGUCAUCUAUUUCCAGCACUUUUGCUACAGAUCUUGAAAAGGGGAUAGCUCUUCUUAAAGAUCUCUUAAAUUCAAAAUCAUGCAAUUCCAACAUAAAAAAGAAGCUUGUACGACAAGUGGUGAACAGGCUUAUUGAGACAAGCUAUGCUGAGGAUAAUGUGUUACUGGAGUCAAAUGUACCAUGGGUGCCUCCCAAGUCACUUGUAAAUUCAGGUGGUUAUAAUGUCAAGAAAGUCGGUCAGGAAGAUAUGAGUGGUGGACAUAAAGUGGGAAGAACAAUGGAGAGGGAAGAGGUAUCAGGUGAAUCUGCCAGUGAACAACAAGGUAGCAGGAAACCCCAAGUGAAUCACCAGCCAGUGGCAUCUUCAACUACACACCAGGAUUACUUCAUAGCUGGCAAAUGUGCCAAAACAGGGUUGUCUGAGUCUAGUGGGCUGUCUUCUCUGUCGGAAAGAAUUCCUUCAUCAGAGAAUCAUGCAGACAGCAGGGCAGAGACAACUACAAGUACCACACAAGGGCAUGUGGGCUCUUCAUCAACUAGUACCACAUUCACUAGAAAUGGAUAUACUUGGAAAGAAUCAACUACACAGUCAGAAAAAGAAUAUGAGCAACAAAAACAUAAAUCAGGCAAGUUUAAGUGUUAAAGUUUCUAACUUCUAUGAAGGAUGAUUUUAUGUAGCCUCAAUUCAUUGAUUCAAGUUUUAGAAGUACAUUAUACCAGAUGAUCAAAAGGUUAUUCAACCCAUUU